AUGCCUGUUGAAUCCACUGUGAUCACUCUUUUCGUGUCAGACAUUCAUAACAAGCAGGAGCCCUGCUGUAUACCAGAAGUGACUGUCAGGCCAUCACUAAAUAUAGACCUCUCAGGUUUGUCUAGUUGUGUUGAGCUUCAGAAGUGGCCACAUCUACAAAAAUUGGAGAUAGCAAAGUUGGAUGUGGAUGAAGUCCACUUACUCAUAGGCCAAGACUGUGCAGACCUGCUGCUGCCUGACGAAAUUAAGAAGGGACAUCCUGGUGAACCUUUUGCCGUCCAUACACCACUUGGUUGGGCUAUCAAUGGCCCAAUUGACCCCUUCAAACCUGCCGUGAAGACGUCUUACUUUGUGCAUAAUAGGUCAUCUCUAGAAAGAGACCUUAGCAGGUUGUGGGAGCUUGAAGGAGUGAACUCUGAAGCUCCUGGAAUGUCUCAGAGUGACAUAAAGACGUUGGAAACCUGGGAUGCAAGAAAGACAAUAGAGGAUAAUCACUACACCUUACCUAUUCCUUUCAAGGCAGAAAGACCCUACCUGGCUGAUAACUGCAACAUGGCAGAAAAACACUUGCGAAUGCUAGGAAAACGGUUGAACAAGGACAAUAAUUUGAAGGAGAGAUACACAGAGGAGAUGCAUAAUCUUCUUAAGAAGGGCUAUGCAGUAGCAGUUCCCCCUGAAGACCUGAACCGAGCUGAUGGUAAAGUAUGGUAUUUGCCACACCAUCCUGUGCACAACCCUAAGAAGCCAGACAAAAUUAGGAUAGUUUUUGACUGUGCUGCAAAGUAUGGAGAGUUAUCUCUAAACGAUCAUGUGUGCCAAGGAUCAGAUCUCGCUAACAAGCUGGUGGGUGUUCUGUUAAGGUUCAGGGAAGGACCCAUUGCAUUUAUGGCUGACAUUGAAUCAAUGUUCCACCAAAUUAGAGUUACUCCAGAUGACAGGGAUGUAUUACGCUUCCUGUGGUUUCAAGAUGAUGAUACCAGGAAACAAGCUUUGGUUUAUCACAUGACCUCUCAUCUAUUUGGUGGGGUGUGGAGUCCGAGCAGUGCAACUUAUGCACUCCAGCAAGUGACAAAAGAAUAUGAAGAAUUUCCGGAUUGUAUUAAGUACAGUGAUGCAUAA
Messenger RNA from Scylla paramamosain (green mud crab), 1119 nucleotides. RefSeq lists its product as uncharacterized. The record is from RefSeq and is a predicted model, not a curated record. Bases 1 to 1119 code for a protein of 372 amino acids. NCBI's taxonomy places the organism in Eukaryota, Metazoa, Arthropoda, Malacostraca, Decapoda, Portunidae. The transcript has a single exon.